AUGGUAAAAGGACCUGCAGUGCAACAUUUUUUGAAGAUGUUAAAGGAUGAAUGUGUAUCCAUCUGGACAUCUGGAAGGCAACUGUGUGAUGCCGUGAGUUUGACUGGAAAACCAUGUGUUCAUCAAAGACACAGGGUUGAGGAAGUUGAUUCCCUUUCGGCAGAUGCCAAGCCACAUUCAAGUGGAUAUGUUUUCCUCCAUGCAUGUCCCUGUGGCCGUUCACGGCAAUUACGAGCUGACCCUUUUGACUUCAAAUCUGCCAACGAUGUCAACUGCUCUUCAGAUUGUGAAAAGCUACUCCCUGCACUUCAGUUACCCAAAAUAAGCAACAGAGAACCUAUUAAUGCAUCCUCAUGGCGUUUGUUACGUCUUGGGAAUUCAAAGUACUAUGAUCCUUCCAAAGGUUUACUGCAGAGUGGCUUCUAUCCCACUGAAAAAUAUCUUCUGAAAUGGACGAUUUACCUGGAAAAGCAGAAGAAGAUGGAUGAUUUACCACCAAAGACAAUUCAACUAGAUGAAACAGUUAGGGCAGACACGGACCUGGUAUCUGAUUUUAAUGCAUCUACGGACAUGAAGAGGAACUUUAAUAUGAAAUCAUACUCGGGACAUGUGCAGCAUGGCAUUGACAAUUCAGGGAAGACUGAUGAUAUCUUUUCUGACAGCAAAACAAUUAGCUUUGGGAGAGGUUUUCCCAAUUUUAUGAUCAAAAGACCUUUUUCCGAGGUAGUUGCUGGAUCUACAGCUGCUGAUUCGGCUUUUCCUCCUCUCCGGCAGAGGAAACAGCCUCCAUUAGUUACAGAAAAGGUGAUUAAGCAAACCAAUACAGCAGGCAGUGCUCCAGAACAGAUACACACAUAUGUUGAUAAGAAAGCAUCAAACAGGUUUCAGGGUAUUUCUGAUCAACUUGAUUCAAAUAGGAUUGGUUCUGAUAAUUUUCACAUGGGUAACCCUUUUGUACGGAUAGGUAGUAAUGUUAUAUCCGUAAACACGAGUGCUGGUGAAAUGAUCUCAUCAAAAGCAUCCUUGAAGAAUGUCCCAGCUUAUUUUGGGUUUGAGUAUGAGUGUCCACAUGGACAUCGUUUUCUGCUGAAUCGAAAGUAUCUUGAUGAACUUGGGUCAUUGUAUUCACCACAAAACGAUUCUGACUUUUCUCCAUCGGAUGUGACUUCUGAGUCUAGUCAAUUGGAUGAGAAUGGUGGUCAUAAUAAAGUUCAAUUGGGCUCAGAUGGGAUAGCAUCCACCAGAAAGAAGGUUACUCCUCCUUUUCCAGUCGUAUUAGCCAUUGAUCCAGUUGUACAAUUUGAGGCAUCUUGUCUACCUCUAUCCAUUCCUGAUUGUGGACAGAAAUUGCAAUUCAACCUUGGAUGUCAAGUGAUUUUACCAAUGGAGAGCUUUCUUGUGCUUAGGCUUCCUUUUAUCUAUGGCAUACAACUUGAGGACCAGUCGUUGCAUCCUCUUAAGCCCUUCGAACAUCAGCCUGAGAAAACUGCCUGGAUAAAAGAAUGCACGACUUUGAUGAUUGUGUCCAAGGAAGGUGGCCCUACUGAAGGGGAUUCUGCACUAGAUUGA
Messenger RNA from Eucalyptus grandis, 1569 nucleotides. Its product is annotated as protein SMG8-like. The transcript is spliced from 3 exons. NCBI's taxonomy places the organism in Eukaryota, Viridiplantae, Streptophyta, Magnoliopsida, Myrtales, Myrtaceae. Gene Ontology annotation, biological process: nuclear-transcribed mRNA catabolic process, nonsense-mediated decay. The record is from RefSeq and is a predicted model, not a curated record. Bases 1 to 1569 code for a protein of 522 amino acids.